Molecule: messenger RNA, 1507 nt
Organism: Stylophora pistillata
Lineage: Eukaryota; Metazoa; Cnidaria; Anthozoa; Scleractinia; Pocilloporidae
Source: RefSeq, a predicted model, not a curated record
AAAAGGCAUGCAGAGUACAAGGCGCCUUUGGGAAACUGUCAGGUUUCCUGAACAGCCUGAGGUAUUAAAUCCUUUCAAAGAUGGUGAAGAUGCACUAGACUCUUUGUCUGUGUUGUCCUCAGAAUCUGUGUACAGAGAAACUGUGUUUCUUGAAGAAGAUGAAAUUGAGACAGAGGAGGAGUGCACUUCCAGGAAAGAAGAAAAUUCUUCCUCAAGUGUAAGCCAUCUUUGCUCAGAGUUGGCCAGUUAUGUUGACAAGGAACUGAAGCUUGUUCAAGAUGAAUUACUAUCUUCAGAAGAAGUGCGUUCAAAACUAGAGCUUGAAAUGCAGACAGCCAUGUCAUCAGACUGCGAAGAAGAGUUGGAAAACUUAAAACAAGGCUGGAUUAUCUUAGAUAAUUUCCACUCCAAAGUGAUGAAAAGAAAAGAAGACCUUCUUGCCCUGGACAAAGGAGAAAACAUUGAUGGUUGUCUUAACUUACUGUGUUUGGACCUGAAACGUCUGUCAGAGGUGGAAGGGUGGAGGAAAACAGAUGAGCACAAAGUUCAAGAAAAAAGAGUUGCUAGACUCAUUGCUGCAAUUCGCCGGCUGAACCUGCAUGCAUAAAUAAAGACUGACUGAAAAUUCAUCUGCUAUUUUUGUAAAUUAGUUGCUCUUGUUUUUGGGUUCUUGUACUUAGUUAUGGCAGGAAUGUCCUAAAGACUUGCUGCUACUACUCUUUUUUGACAUUUUUAUUAAUGAGUUUAUUUAUAACAGUAUAUUGAUAUUAAUUUUGCUAAAAAUAACGUCGUGCUCUAUUCAGAACGAUAAGUCUUCUGAUCAAAACACAUCCUAUCUAAAUUGUAAAUAAUCUUUUGUAAAUAGGUCACGAUUUAUUGUGCAAACAGAUUCUCAUCCUUACAGAUAUGAUUAUAAUUUGUAAGAAUAUUUCUUCAAGAUUACAGUUUUCAUGAAGCCACUGUGAAAGUAACAUACUACUACUACUACUAAUAAUAAUAAUUAUAAUCCUUUUCCUCAUAUAUUCUGAGAAGUGUGAGAUUUGAAAUGAUGUGACACGUCACGGCAGGUGUUUAACAGUCUUCUAGCUUUGUCUUGAUCCACACUGAUGUGCUGAUAGAAAAUCAUCUGCAAAUAAAACUGACACAAGCAUAUAUCACUACUGUGCAUAACUGGAGACGCUGAUGGUGGAGAAACACAGUCCAAGGAGGCUAGGACACAAUCAGUGUGGCUUCAAUUUAUUCUCCUCAGAACUUAAGCUGACAGAAAUUAUCAAUUGUAAUACUCCUGUAUGGACGUUUGUUUCGAAGUCAUUAUGCUCUGGUUUGAGAGUAUGAAGUAAAAAAAAGAAAACACCUUUCAAAACUUUUUGCCGAAAAAUCCUUGUAUCUGUUGGUUUCUUUUCUCAUCUUUGAACGCUGGUGUUGAGAUUUUUAUGUUGUGGCUUCAGACUAUGCAGUUUACUUUUAAGUUUUGAUGAAAAAAAAACCCGGUUAUUUAAGUGUUGAG